Ctenocephalides felis (cat flea) is the source of this 1612-nucleotide messenger RNA. RefSeq names its product SET domain-containing protein SmydA-8 (gene SmydA-3). Lineage: Eukaryota; Metazoa; Arthropoda; Insecta; Siphonaptera; Pulicidae. The transcript is spliced from 9 exons. The coding region runs from base 96 to 1574 and encodes 492 amino acids. The record is from RefSeq and is a predicted model, not a curated record.
GUGCUAUUUUUUGGAUUGAAAAGUGAUCAAGUUUACAAUGAUAAACGGGCCAAACUUGGAUUAAAAACAUUACAGAUUUCGAAUUUUGUGCUAUAAUGUUCGGGCCUUACAAAGUUUUGCAUAACAACGAGGUAGGCAGAUUUGUCGUAGCCUCGCGAAGUUUAGAAGCCGGAGAGAUCGUAUUCAGCGAAUUACCAUUUGUGGUUGGGCCAAAAAUAGAUUGUCCGCCUGUAUGCUUGGGGUGUUACGCACCGGUUGACGGCUGUAGUGGAGGACCACGCUGUGCAGCAUGUCAGUGGCCGCUAUGUGCGACUUGUUCCAAAGUGGAAACGGGGCAUCAGGCAGAAUGCUCUGUGUUCUCGUCAUCGAAAGUGCGAUUCCUGGAUGUUCAAGAUAAUACGGCGACUUGUCCGCAAUACGACUGCAUAACACCACUCAGGACUCUGCUGGGUUCAGAAACUCAAAGCGAUCGUUGGGCAAACGAAGUGGCUGAAAUGGAAGCACAUGCCGAGGAAAGAAAACAGUCGCCAAGCUGGCACGUGGACAAAGUUAAUGUGGCAGGAUUUUUAAGAGGCCCUUGUAAACUAACUAAUAGAUUUAGUGAAGAUCUUAUUAUGCACGUAUGCGGAAUAUUGGAGGUGAAUGCUUUCGAAGCCCGGACCGUAAUGGGAUACAGCGUUAGAUGUCUUUAUCCAAAAUUGGCAAUUCUAUCUCACAGUUGUACACCAAAUACUACACAUGCUAUACUUCCCAGUCAAGACUAUCGUGUAUAUGUGCGGACAACAACAAAAGUUAAUAAAGACGACAAACUACAUUCGUGUUACACUUACACAAUGAAUCGCACCAUUCAGAGGCAGCGUCACGUCCAGGAGACCAAAUACUUCCAAUGCAAAUGCGAAAGGUGCCGCGAUCCCACCGAACUUAAUACUAAUAUGAGCUCCAUAAGAUGCUCACGUUGCGAGCACGGCUACGUAUUAUCAGAAAAUCCAUUAGAUUUUACUUCAAAUUGGAUUUGCAAGUCUUGCAAUCAAGCAACAAGUGCCGUUGAUAUUGAAACAAGAAUGCAAAAAUUUCAAUUUGAGGUGGAUAGUCUGGAUGAAAGCUUCGGAGGUGUGAAAGUUAGGGAAGAAUUAUUUAAAAAGUUGCAGAUGUUUUUGCAUCCACAAAAUGCUUUACUCAUCUCUCUGUCCCAUUCUCUGAUACAAUUAUAUGGAAGAGCACCAGGAUAUCAGUUCAAUCAAAUGAGCGCAGAUCAGUUAAAACGGAAGAUAGAACUAUGCAAAGAUGUGUUACAAGUACUUGAUAUAAUUGAGCCAGGUUUAUCAAGAGCUAGAGCUCUGACUAUGUAUGAACUUCAUACACCUUUAGUAAUAUUAGCAAAACUAAACACUAAAAAUAAUUGCGAUAAAUCUGCAAAAAAUAAUCUAGAAAAGGCUUUGAAAGAGGCACGAGAUCUCUUAAAAGGUUGUUGUUUAGUAUUAAGUUGGGAGGAUCCAAAUUCACCUGAGGGUAUAAUUAGCAUGGUGGCUAAACAAUCGUUAAAGAUAAUAGAGGAACAGCUUGGAAAAACAUAACACAAUUUAAAAAAUGAAGGUUUCAUUGAAAAAAAUAU